CUCAUUUUCAAGAAACACACAUCCGGGGAUUCUGGUGACGUCACGCAGGCAGGAAAGUACACAGUCCUCUCAGAGCUGCUGCAACGACCACAAAAACAACCGAAAACACCCGAAAACACCAGAAUACGGCUCAUGACACCCUCAUAGAAACACCAACUUUGUGUGACAACAUGGAGAAACCUCCCUUCAGACAGAACCAGAGCUGUGGAGACUGGGAGCUGAGAGAGAGGCUGGGGAUGGGCGGGUUUGCUCAUGUUUACCUGUACCAGCAUCAUGAUACAAAUGAAAAACUAGCUGUGAAAAUGUGCCGUCUGGAGCUCACACCAAGGAAUAAGGACAGAUGGAGCAGAGAAAUCCAAAUCAUGAAAAAGUUGAAUCACAUCAACGUCGUGACAGCCCGAGAGGUCCCGCAGGAAAUGUCGCACAUAGCCUUAAAUGAUCUUCCACUGUUGGCCAUGGAGUACUGCUCCAGGGGAGACCUGAGGAAGAUGCUGAGCAAACCUGAAAACUGCUGCGGAUUGAAAGAGAGUGAAGUGCUUUCAUUACUCAAUGAUGUUGGAUCUGGUAUCCAGUAUCUGCACGAAAACAAGAUCAUACACAGAGACCUUAAACCUGAAAACAUAGUGCUGCAAGAAAUCAACGGAAAGCUGGUUCACAAAAUCAUUGACUUGGGCUAUGCUAAGGACCUGGACCAGGGCAGUCUGUGUACCUCCUUCGUUGGCACGCUUCAGUACCUGGCUCCUGAACUGUUUGAGAAUAAGCCAUACACUGUUACUGUGGACUACUGGAGCUUUGGCACCAUGGUGUUUGAAUGCAGUUGUGGUUUCCGUCCGUUCCUGCACAACCUUCAACCUGUGCAGUGGGCCAGCAAAGUGAGAAAUAAAGGUCCAAAAGACAUAAUGGCUGUCGAGGAACUGAACGGAGAAGUCAGAUUCUCCACACACCUCCCUUACCCCAACAAUCUCAGCAGGACGCUGUCGGAGCCACUGGAAGGUCUGCUGCAGCUUAUGUUAAAGUGGGAGCCCAAUUAUAGAGGAGGCAAAGUCAGCUCCGACACCAAGAGACCCAUGUGCUUUGACGCGCUGGAGCAGAUACUGAGCAUGAAGGUCGUCCACAUCCUGAAUAUGACCACAGCUCAGGUCCACUCGUUCGAGCUGACUGUGGAGGAAAGUCUCCACAGUCUGCAGAAGCGCAUCGAGGCCGAGACCAAGAUCGAAGUGGUGAACCAGGAGCUGCUGCAGGAGACGGGAGUGUCACUGGAUCCCAGGAAGCCCGCUGCGCAGUGUGUCCUCGAUGGAGUGAGAGGGUGGGAUAGCUACAUCGUCUACUUGUUUGACAAGAGCAUCACCAAGUACUCUGGUCCCCUCAGUGCCAGACAACUGCCCGAUAAAGUCAACACUAUAGUGCAAGAAGCCAAGACGCAGCUGCCCCUGGUGGUGUUGAAGAAGGUUUGGGGUGAAGCAGUGAGCUACAUCUGUGGGCUGAAGGAUGACUACAGCAGGCUUUUCCAAGGACAGAGGGCUGCUAUGUUGAGCCUCCUGCGCUAUAACACCAACCUGACCAGGUGUAAGAACAGCAUGUUUGGCUUCUCUCAGCAGCUGAAGGCCAAGCUGGACUUCUUCAAAAGCAGCAUCCAGUACGACCUGGAAAAAUACAGCGAUCAGAUGCACUAUGGCAUAUCCUCUGAAAAGAUGCUGAAAGCCUGGCAGGAGAACGAGGAGCGAGCUGCUGCUUUUGCUCAGGUGGCAGAGGUGAGCCACCUGGAUGACGAGAUCAUGGCGCUGCACUCGGAGAUAGUGGAGCUUCAGAGGAGCCCGUACGCCCGACGCCAAGGAGACAAGAUGGAGCAGCUAGAAGAAAAGGCGAUUGAGCUCUACAAGCAACUGAAGAUGAAAUGCAAAAUACCUGAGCCAGAUGUGAGCAGUGACAGCUCUGAGAUGGUGAAGGCCAUCAUUCAGACCGUCCAGAACCAAGACAAGGUCCUCAAAGACCUGUACACCCACCUCAGUAAGAUCCUGAUCAGCAAACAGAAGAUCAUUGACUUGUUUCCACGAAUUGAGAAAACCCUGGAGAGCAUCAAGGAUGCCGACAACACAGUGAUGCAGAUGCAGAUCAAGAGGCAAAGAGAGUUCUGGCAUUUACUGAAGAUCGCCUGUGCUCAAAACUCAACACGAAACUCGAUAGCAGCCAGUCCCGAGUCGUCCAACCUGCUGCAGGUUUCUCAGUGGUCACAGUCGGCACAACCUGUCAGCUCCCCGCAUCCCCUGACCUCCCUACCUGGGCCAAAUGACAGUGAUGCUGCACCUCGUCUGCUGCAGGAGAACCAGAAGUACCUCAGUCAGCUGACCAGCCUGAUGCAGGAGGCCGCUGAUGAGCAGGCCAAAAGCAUAGUGGACCAAGACUGGAGCUGGACGAAAUACGAGACUUUAACAACCAAAUUAAAAAAGAGAAAUGCGUAAUGCGUUUUGUGUUGCGUCCUUCCAUCCAUCCCUGCCUGUGCUCCGAGUAACACUAAAGACUGUGAGCUGCUAACACACAAGCAGAGUGGCGUCAGAAAAACACACACUGUACAGUUGGACUCGGGAUAUCCUCUUAUAAAUGUCUCCAGACGGAGCUCACACCGUCGGCUCAGUGGCGUCUGUCCGAUCCCGUCGUCUCACAUGGUGGACCGUUGUUGUUUUUAUACGAGAAAAAAAACACAAAGCUGUGUCACUCUACUUUGUUUUCCUUUUGCUGCACAAUAUUCAUCACAAUUCAUAACAUAUAAUGAUAAACAUUUUAACUGUUAUUGCAAAAAUUGAGCAAACUGUAGCACCAGAUUUGAGGGUUUGAGGUGGAUUGAUCACACGAGAGAGAGAGAGAGUGUCGGACAGAAACAUGGGAACCAGUUCAAGCUUGUGACGGACAAGGAAAACACAGGAAGUGGUCGGGGGUGAGGUGGGGGGGGGCGAGGAGGAAGUUACAAUCAAGCAAACAGCACUUUGAUACUCCCAUGUAUCCUCUCUGCAAAGAGAUGUGAGACGUUUCCAGGCUGCCAAAACUGUCGCAGGAUUAACAGAUUUAACAGUCACUCAUAAUCAGUUUGAUAUAUUUUACUAUACUCAGUCUGGGGGUUUAGAUUCUAUGUAAAUGUUGUUGUUUUUUUUUAAUAAAAGUGUUACGUAUCAUA
Messenger RNA from Sebastes umbrosus (honeycomb rockfish), 3169 nucleotides. RefSeq names its product inhibitor of nuclear factor kappa-B kinase subunit alpha-like. The transcript is spliced from 22 exons. Lineage: Eukaryota; Metazoa; Chordata; Actinopteri; Perciformes; Sebastidae. Gene Ontology annotation, molecular function: IkappaB kinase activity; ATP binding. The record is from RefSeq and is a predicted model, not a curated record. Bases 171 to 2459 code for a protein of 762 amino acids. Gene Ontology annotation, biological process: tumor necrosis factor-mediated signaling pathway; positive regulation of transcription by RNA polymerase II; peptidyl-serine phosphorylation. Gene Ontology annotation, cellular component: cytoplasm; IkappaB kinase complex.